CGGCGUGCUGAUAAAGCGUCAGUUUCGCCGCAGACUUGCACCGAUCGGGUACUCUGGUCUCGUAAAUUAUUCUCGACCGUGUUUCGAGUUAUAGAUCGCGAAGUGAUCGAAUUUCGAUAAGUUUUUCAAACAUGAACUCCGCAACAGCGGUUCUGUUAGCGUGCGCUGUGACAAUUGUCACCGGUUCCGGCAACUUACAAGUCGUCAACGAAUGGACGUUGCUCCAAUACGAUGUGCCGUUUAAUUAUCCCAACGCCGACUCUUACAAGCCCGAAGUAACGAUAUCCACCGGAAUUGAAAUUGGAUGGGACAGAAUAUUCAUUACGACCCCGAGACUGUUCAAUGGUAAUCCGGCCACGCUGGCAUGGGUGCCACGCAAUCGAGCUGGCGUGAAUUAUGACACGCAUAAAUCGCCAUUGUUGCAGGCUUAUCCUAACUGGGAAUGGCACAGCGAAGCGUCCAGCGGCGAUAUACUGACGACGCCGACGCCCAACUGUUCCAGCCUGAUAUCCGUGUUUCGGGUGAGGGCAGACAGGUGUAAUAGGCUGUGGGUGCUGGACAGCGGAGUCAUGGACAGCAUAGAGACAUUCAAGACGGUCUGCCCGCCCAAGUUGUUGGUGUUCGAUAUGAGAACGGAUCGAGUGGUGAGAAGCGUGACAUUGCCUGCUGAAAUAUUGAGGCCCAACACUCUUUUGACAAAUCUGGUGAUCGAUGAUCAGGUCGAAGUGUCUCAUCUGCAAGACGGAUUCCUCGGUGACUGUGAUAACGUAUUUGUGUACAUGACCGACAGCACAAACCCAGGCAUUUUGGUAUACGACGCACGACGAGACACAGCGUGGAGACUCUCGCAUCCUUACAUGUUCCCAGAUCCAGACUUCGGAACCUUUUCGGUAGCCGGCGAAUCUUUCACCCUGAUGGAUGGCGUUAUCGGCCUAGCUCUAUCGCCUUUCGGAUCCGCAGGUCGCCGCCUGUACUUCCAGCCGUUCGCUUCCGAUCGUCUGUUCUCCGUACCCACAUCCGCACUCAAGGCUGGACCAAAUUUGGGUGACGAUGCCGACCUUCCAGUGUCGCUGGUAGGCCACAAAUCUUCACAAGCUGCCCCGUUGGCUGUCGAUCCCAAGGACGGAGCUCUCAUAUUCAGUCCGGUGUCCGAAACGGCCUUAGCCACUUGGAUUCCGGGAUCCGUGGAACACGGUGUGUUGGCAUACAGCCCGGAGGAACUACAGUUCGUAUUGGAUAUCAGAUCGGCCGAUCGCGACCAAGGCGCAAUUUGGGUGGUAUCGACGCGUUUACAACGAUUCUUCAAAAAGACACUGGACAAGAGGGAAGUAAACAUCCGUAUCAUGAGGAUAGUCAGAGUUCCGGAAUUCUUGCCGUACGCAUUCAACAACAAUAACUCUCUGCUGCUGUUCAAAUGAUCAGUAGUCAAUAUUAUACUGGACAUUGCACCUACCCGACGAUAAUUUAUUGCUAAACCAUGUUAUAUAAUUAGCCUAUAACCAUAGGUACCACAAAAUUUAUACCAGACGAUAUGCGGUAUACGCCAAGAGUCUGGUAUACUGUAAUGAAUAAUGAUGAUGCCAUUUUAUUUAGGGUCGCACUACGUUCGCGUAAUAUAAUAAUAUACUACUAUAUUAUAAAAUUGAACGGAGCUGCGACAUUUAUUUUAAUAUUAUAAUUACAUUGUGUACAUACUAUUAUUAAUUAAUUAAUUACGAUUGAAAUAAUUCCGAUCGAAUCCCGCCCCUUCGGAUGUUCAGAUAAUAAUAAAACGAGACAAUGUGUAAAGGCGAUUUGAUUAUAAUUGUAUAGGUUAGGUAUGUAUUAUUAUUUAUUGUUAAAUGUGUCUCCUGAUCUUCAACACAAACAUAUUUUAAUCGAACAGAUGUACUUUUGAUUUAUAAUUUUCGACAGAAACGCAACGUAAAUCGAUUAUUUUCAAACCGAGCUGAAGUCUCGGAGGUUUGUAUUUAUCAAAAAAAAAUACUAAUUAUCUAGUGUUGCCAACCAUAUUAUUUGACAGAUAUUUUACGAUAAAAUACGACGAUUUCGACGCAUCAUGGAAGAUGUUAUUCUAUUUUGGUAAACUGUAUUAUUAUUAUCGUCAUUAUGAGGUAAAACGAAAAUUUAACCGCAUAAGACAUAACUAUACAUCGAUGUUACCGAUGUAGCACCAAUACUCUGUUUAUUGUCACUUUAGUGUUUUAUGAUUGAUCAAAAUAUAUUAUUUAACAUUAAAUAAUUUUAAGAAUAUUGUAAUUUUGUCCGUUAUUGAUUGUUAGUGUAAGAAUGUAUAAUUAUUUCGGUUUCAUUAUUAUUAUAUUAUUAUAAAACAAAUAUUUCGUGUAAUGUGUCUUACCCUGUUUAUUAAAUUAUGGAAUAUUAUAAUAAAAUCUAUGUUUUUAAAUUGUGAACA
Messenger RNA from Aphis gossypii (cotton aphid), 2416 nucleotides. RefSeq names its product protein yellow-like. Gene Ontology annotation, cellular component: extracellular region. Lineage: Eukaryota; Metazoa; Arthropoda; Insecta; Hemiptera; Aphididae. The coding region runs from base 132 to 1418 and encodes 428 amino acids. The record is from RefSeq and is a predicted model, not a curated record. The transcript is spliced from 6 exons.